CGCUUGUCCCAUUCCCUAACCGUCUCCCUAUAGCACAAGCAAAGUUAGUUGUUUCUUUUUGUGGGUUUUAAGAAUCCUUUGUUCUUAUUUCAUAUAUAGCAUUUAUUUCAUUUUAUAUUAUUACUUGUUAUAUAGUUGGCAGCAGUAUUUGCUGAGGAAGAGGAAUGGUUCAGAGAUGGCAAUUGUGUUCUUUUAUUUUGAAAAUUUGGCCAACUAGGAACACCUUUAAUGUCUUCUGAUUUUGUUCUUAAAAUUCAGCCAAAAGCUUAAUCUAUAAAUGUAUUUUCUGUAGGAGAAAAUAUGGAGAAGGCUUGUGCAACCAAGGAAGAAGUCAAAGAAGUCAGUAUUGAAGAUAAAGGUGUUGAUGUAGAUCCAGAAAAACUGGAAAUGGAGAGUAAACAUCAUAGAAAUUUGCUAUUUCAAGAUUGUGAAAAAGAGCAAGAGAACAAAACAAAAGAUCCAACCCAUGAUGUUAAAACCCCCAAUACAGAAACGAGGACCAGUUGCUUAAUUAAAUAUAAUGUGUCUAGUACGCCAUACUUGCAAAGUGUGAAAAAGAAGGUGCAGUUUGAUGAAACAAAUUCCGCAUUUAAAGAGCUGAAGUUUUUAACACCAGUGAGACGUUCUCGACGUCUUCAAGAGAAAACUUCUAAAUUGCCAGAUAUGUUAAAAGAUCAUUAUCCUUGUGUGUCUUCAUUGGAACAGCUAACGGAGUUGGGAAGAGAAACCGAUGCUUUUGUAUGCCGCCCUAAUGCAGCACUGUGCCGAGUGUACUAUGAGGCUGAUACACCAUAACAGAAAUAAAGCUCUGAUAGGGAACGGG
This is a messenger RNA of Piliocolobus tephrosceles (Ugandan red Colobus), 823 nucleotides long. Its product is annotated as cytoskeleton-associated protein 2-like. Gene Ontology annotation, cellular component: microtubule cytoskeleton. The transcript is spliced from 2 exons. Gene Ontology annotation, biological process: negative regulation of microtubule depolymerization. The record is from RefSeq and is a predicted model, not a curated record. Bases 301 to 795 code for a protein of 164 amino acids. Lineage: Eukaryota; Metazoa; Chordata; Mammalia; Primates; Cercopithecidae.